AUGACUUACUUUCUCUGGCACAGGGACAAGGCCAUCACCGAACAGGAAAACAAUGAACUGAGACAGCAGUUGCAAGGAAUGUGGGAAUACAUUCAGGCGCUUGAACCACAAUAUCAAACUCCGAGACAGCAAGCUGGCUCUGGGGAUCAUACGACAGGAAUUAAGCUCGAUGACCAUCAAGAUUCGGAAUCCUAG
Molecule: messenger RNA, 195 nt
Organism: Penicillium waksmanii
Lineage: Eukaryota; Fungi; Ascomycota; Eurotiomycetes; Eurotiales; Aspergillaceae
Exons: 2
Coding region: 1-195 (64 amino acids)
Source: RefSeq, a predicted model, not a curated record